Messenger RNA from Rhinopithecus roxellana (golden snub-nosed monkey), 5687 nucleotides. It is a transcript of the gene KCNAB2, whose product is annotated as potassium voltage-gated channel subfamily A regulatory beta subunit 2. Gene Ontology annotation, biological process: regulation of potassium ion transmembrane transport; transmembrane transport; potassium ion transport. Lineage: Eukaryota; Metazoa; Chordata; Mammalia; Primates; Cercopithecidae. The transcript is spliced from 14 exons. Gene Ontology annotation, molecular function: transmembrane transporter binding; voltage-gated potassium channel activity; potassium channel regulator activity. The coding region runs from base 1869 to 3071 and encodes 400 amino acids. Gene Ontology annotation, cellular component: cytoplasm; voltage-gated potassium channel complex; membrane. The record is from RefSeq and is a predicted model, not a curated record.
UGGAGGGGCUCCUCGGGGGCUCCUUGCCGGCUGGUCUCUCUUUCGCUCUUCUCUGAGCCCACCUUCCCUACCUCAAUUGCAUGUUCAUGCAACAGGCAUUUGUAGGCUCGGCUCUGAGCUAGGCCUCAUGCUGGGCACAGCAGGGCAGAUAUGAAUGAUGGUCCCUACAAAUAAGAUACAGGCAAAUACUUGCAGGGAAACCUCCAUGAAAGAGGCAGCUGUGGGGCUCCUGGAGGUGGACCCCUCUCUGAGUGCACAUAUAGGCAGAGCAGUGAAAGGUCAGCAGGCUGGUAACCCAUUCUGGAAGGACCCUGGUACAUGGGGCUCAUCACAAACUCCUGCCCCUUAUGAGUCCUUCCUUUGGCCCCUGGAGCUCACCCCAGGAAAGGCCCGGCCUAGGGCAACUCCAGGACAUCUCAGCCCCCUUCAAGGACCAUGCUAAAGCCUCUGCAGCUGUCUCAGCUCCUAGGAUAGCCCUCCCAGCUCCUUCCCAGGGAUAAUUGAACUUUUCCUCUCUUGGGGCAGAAGUUGGGGACAGUGCUGGUUCCUUUGCAGUUCCCAGGCCAGGUUCCAGGAUCCCCCUGUGCAGCUGACCCAGCUGAAAUGGUGACUUCUCCCCUGCACCUUCUCUCUCUGGCAAUGACGCAGGGCUGCAGUGCAGUCCACCUGAGCCAUGGCCCAGGCUGCAGUCAGAUGGGGUGAGGGUCACUGGACUGGGGACCCUCUUUGUGUUGAGCCUGCCUCCAUGUCCUCAUUACCCUGUCACAGACUCUGCAUGGUGAGGACUCAGCCCCGAGGCUGCCCUCACUGGUCCACUCACUGUUGUGCACGUGAAUUAACACCAGUGGUUGAGUUCUGGAUGCAUGCUUUCUCCCUUGGCCUUUUAAUUGUCCACUAUCUCUCAGGGCUCACUGCACAUCAGUCUGUGUUGAGACACCUCAUUCUUGACAGCAGCACAAAUUCCCACUAUGUGGAUGGACUGUCACUUAGGUAACCAGUUUCCCUAUUGAUGGACAUUUACAUUGCUUUUAGUUUCCAAGAAUGUGCGUUCAUCAUUUCAGCUGACUAUUUAGCAAUGGUUCUUCACAUAGAAAUUUUGAAACUCCCCUGUCCCAACUAAGCCUAUUUCCCCAGGCCACUCUCCUCUGCAGCCUGCUUAAAUGCAUUCUGCUCGGUUGUUCUUUUGCAAAAAGCAUGAAGCCCAAAGAUCUCUGCGGUGCAAUGAAGCUUUCAACAAGCAGGGAAUGUGUUGUAUAGAUAGUAUUUCCCUUUACAAGGCUAGGAGCAAAUAGGACCUUCCCGGGUUGGGGCCACCUGGCAUGCAGGGGUGAGGUGCCUCCCUGGCAUAAUGACAGGAGAGUUUCCUUCAGCAACAGGUGUGCCCUGCGCUGCUCUCCCAGGGACAGCUUUACCCUGGGAACCACUUCAAGAGAACACUGUGAUGUGGUACCACAGUCACCAUGGAAAAUCAACCCUGGUCUUCAGCAUUUGGGGGGCUCAGGCUCUGCAUGCUCUCUGUGCUCCCGUUUUCAUUUGGAUACUUGGAGUGCAGCUGUCCUGUCUGGAAUGCAGCUUUGCCUGUGCUUGUCUCAUAGAUGCAGGGGGCAGAAAAGGGCAGCUUAGCCAGAGUUCCUGGCAAGCACUGCUUUGCGGACUGAGAAUCUCAUGCCAAGAGAUGUUUACAUCCAGGGGCCGGGUCCCACUCCUAGACACCAAGACCUCCUGGUGGCGGCACUAGUUAGAGGAUGUUUCACUGCAGCCGCCCUCUGCCCCAGGGCCAGCCAUCCAGCCUGGGGCACGCAGGGCAUUGGCACACUGUCUAACUCAUCACCGUCUGGACAGUGGCGGCUCCCAGGCCAGGCGGCACCAUGCUGUCGAUGACGUACAGCGAGAGUCUGCGGAGCGUGAGCAGCAGGUGCCACUCUGAAUGGGCCCUGCAUCCCGUCCGCCAGACGGACAUGCUGGAACUGCAGCGGCUGCGGGAGGUGCGGGCGGCUGCCCAGGCCAGGAACAUGGAGAGCUUCCUCCACAUGCACGGCCUCUCCCUGGAUGGCUGCACCGCCCAGCGCACAGGCAUGAAGUAUCGGAACCUGGGCAAGUCUGGCCUGCGGGUCUCCUGCCUGGGACUUGGAACAUGGGUGACCUUCGGAGGCCAGAUCACCGAUGAGAUGGCAGAGCAGCUCAUGACCUUGGCCUACGAUAAUGGCAUCAACCUCUUCGAUACAGCAGAAGUCUACGCAGCCGGCAAGGCUGAAGUGGUACUGGGAAACAUCAUUAAGAAGAAAGGAUGGAGGCGGUCCAGCCUCGUCAUCACCACCAAGAUCUUCUGGGGCGGAAAGGCGGAGACGGAGCGGGGCCUGUCCAGGAAGCACAUAAUCGAAGGUCUGAAAGCUUCUCUGGAGCGACUGCAGCUAGAGUAUGUGGACGUGGUGUUUGCCAACCGCCCGGACCCCAACACCCCGAUGGAAGAGACGGUUCGCGCCAUGACCCACGUCAUCAACCAGGGGAUGGCCAUGUACUGGGGCACGUCACGCUGGAGCUCCAUGGAGAUCAUGGAGGCCUACUCGGUGGCCCGACAGUUCAACCUGACCCCGCCCAUCUGCGAGCAGGCUGAGUACCACAUGUUCCAGCGCGAGAAGGUGGAGGUGCAGCUGCCAGAGCUGUUCCACAAGAUAGGAGUGGGCGCAAUGACCUGGUCCCCUCUGGCCUGUGGCAUCGUUUCCGGCAAGUACGACAGUGGCGUCCCACCCUACUCAAGAGCUUCCUUGAAGGGCUACCAGUGGCUGAAGGACAAGAUCCUGAGUGAGGAGGGCCGGCGCCAGCAAGCCAAGCUGAAGGAGCUGCAGGCCAUCGCCGAGCGCCUGGGCUGCACCCUGCCCCAGCUGGCCAUAGCCUGGUGCCUGAGGAAUGAGGGAGUCAGCUCCGUGCUCCUGGGGGCCUCCAACACGGACCAGCUCAUGGAGAACAUUGGGGCAAUACAGGUCCUUCCAAAACUGUCGUCUUCCAUUAUCCACGAGAUUGAUAGUAUUUUGGGCAAUAAACCCUACAGCAAAAAGGACUACAGAUCCUAAGCCGCCCCCGCCCGCCUGCUCGGACAGUUUCCAUUCCCUCCUAGUCUCUGUUCGCUCGCUUAAGCUAUUCUGAAGCCAAGUGAAGAGUGUGGUUUGCAUCCAAGAGAAAACACCACACUGUGACGUCAUCGGGAAAUGAUCUCCCAGUCGCUGCCAGACACCACCCACUGCUUCGCCGGACAACGUCGAAGUCCUGAUCUGUGCCGGGGACGGCACUGGUUAGGAAGGACGUUCGAGCAGCCCCACCCAAGCCUGUCGCCUCUGCUCAUCCUCCAAGAUCACCCAGCUUUCUCCCAGCCACAGCCAAGAUUCCCCAAGUCAAGGUCCAAAGAUUCCCAAGAUUCCCCAAGUCAAGGCCGGGCCAAAGCCUGGGUGGGUUCUUGGGGCAGGCAGGGCUGGCCUCUCCUCUGCUGAGAAUCCCUACCCCGUGUAAGGGGAGAGGGAAAAGGGGUCUGGCCCAUCGAGGGGUCCUUUCUGCCAGGGCCUUAGUCGCUGGGGCAGGGGCCUUCCCACUGGGGGUCUUCCUCCACCUCCCACUUUCCAAGGGCUCCAGGAAUCUGGGCCUGACCCAGAUUCCUCCCUCAUCCUUCUCUGCUCCAACCUGCCCCACUGGGUCCCGGCGGGGGCCAUGCCUACCAAGCUCGAGCUGGCCCUUGACCCCCACCCACCCCCACCCUUGCUGGCAGGGGCAGGGACCCCAGGGGGAUCAGCUCUACAAUUUGGGAGCCACAAAAAGUGUAGGGGUGCGAUUUCUAGCUCAGCAUCCCACCAUCUUCCUCCUACACACCAGUGAUGAGCCUCAUGCCAGUGAUGCCCGGAGCACAUGGGAGGGGUCCCAGUUGGGCAGGCCCUUCUGUCUGGCCACCCCUGUCGUGGCCCCGGAAGGCCCUAUGGUCAUGUGCUCCUAGCUGCACCGUGGCUGCUGGCCACACCGUGGCAGGUGGCAGCAAAGGCCGGUCCUGUGCUCAAGGACGCACUCUUCUUGGCCCCUGUAGACUUUCUCUAAAGCCACCCUCCACCCCAGGCCGCUGUUCUGCACUGAGGUGGUGGGCUGGAGUUUUGCAGAGAGCAUGCUUGGACCCUUUCAGUAAGAAAGGGUCCUUGGGGUUUUCUGUGCCCAGGACUGGGGUGCUACACCCCCACGGCGGCCCCCACAAUGUAGGAAAAGACCUCAGGGAACCUCCCCCUGGAAAGAUGGCCGGGGCUUGUUGGCCCCUCCCACUGCCCGGCACCUGGAACAGACUGGGGAGAGGGGAGAGAGGACAGGACAGGCCAGAGUGACACCCCUGUGCAGCUUGGGCCGGAGGGCUGGGGAUGCCAGGAAAUCUGCAGGUGCGGGGGUGCCACCUACAGGCCCAGGCCUGUGUCCUGAGCAGUACCCAGGCUUUGCUGACUGCACAGGGCAGGGCUCCACCUAAGCCACCCCCACCCCUCGCCAGCUAGCUCCAUAGGGAAGCCUGUGUGUCCUGCCCCCAAGGCGCACCCUCAGCGCGAGCACCUCUGUUCCCACUUUGCCCUUGGAGGAGCCACUAUUCCAGAAGGCUCCACCCUGCUGUCCGGUAGGAGCCUGCUGUCCAGUCCUGGAUGGGCCAAGGCCUGGGAAACGUGUGUAAGUCAGAAAGGCCAGCAGGGAGAGGCUGGGGUGAGGCAAGGAGAGGGAUACAGCUUCUGCUAUUCCUAGCCCACCUUCAUGCUGUCCCGGCACCUAGAACCCUUGCCCCUCCUCGUAGACCAAGUCCCGGGGGACUCCACCCAGUCCUGCUGCCCACUUCACCAGAAGCAGCCCUGUGAGUGUGGGGCGGGGAAGUCCCUUCCCAACGGAGGUCCCAGCCUAUGGCCCCGGGCCCAGGUGGGGGUCGCCCGCUUCCUUCCAGGACACGGUCCUGCAGUGGCCAAUGGUGCCAGAGGGCAGGUGGCCCACCUUCACCAUCAGGGAGGGUGGCUGGCCCCAUCCCUACUGCCACCCCAGCCCCACCCACUGUUGGAAGAGGGACCAGCACGUGAGGUGGUGCCCGGGGUGGGCACUGCUGCUUAAAGCAAGCCACACCUGGGGCAGCUGAGCCCCUGAAGGCUGUGGGUUUGCCAAACAGAGGCCAGGCCCCUGGUGAGGCCCAAGACCCCAGUGCCAGGAUGCACGCAGCCUCUGGCGCAGCUCUUCCCACAACCUGGUUCCUGGAUGUCCUGUUUGCUCCACACCCAUCUAUAGCGAGGAUGUGAGGGGGUUCUGCCUCCUGGGGCCAGGUCCUCCCUUGGAGGGGGGGGUGUUAGGUGGGACCAUCUGAGAAAGAACAGAAGACCAAGGGCAGUCGGGGUCUAGAAGGGAGGGCGCUGGCCCUGCUGGGUGCUGCGGAGCCCCCACCGUUUCCCACUCAGCCUUGCAGUCCCGAGGAGUGACGGGCUUCCUCCCAUCUUCUGUCCUUGUCCAGUCAUGUAAAUAAUGUGCUUUUUCCCUCCCCGCCCCCCGUCUUUUUUUUAAAACCGACCGUGGUUCCUCAGCUAACUGCAUUCCCUACCUAGGCAGAGACUGUCCUAUGCCUCGAGCUUCCAAACAAGACUCAGAUCACGACACAGCCACCGUAUUUAUGGAAUGACAAAAUAAAGCCCACACCCAUCAGU